Molecule: messenger RNA, 5210 nt
Organism: Galendromus occidentalis (western predatory mite)
Lineage: Eukaryota; Metazoa; Arthropoda; Arachnida; Mesostigmata; Phytoseiidae
Product: Protein tyrosine phosphatase 10D
Exons: 17
Coding region: 1-4983 (1660 amino acids)
Biological process (GO): protein dephosphorylation
Molecular function (GO): protein tyrosine phosphatase activity; protein binding
Source: RefSeq, a predicted model, not a curated record
AUGCCGAAGGAAGGAAAAGAUGCGUCGUUGCCGUGGUGCCAAAGCCUCAGCUUGCUGUUCGGCCUCCUGUUGCUGUACUCCUGUUUUGCUAUUUCUGCCGGCCAACAGCAGCAGACGUCAGCCGCCGUCUCUCCACUGACGCCGCACGGAAUUCCAGCUCCUCAGUCGUUAACGCUCAAGCUUCCCGAAAGAUUCUAUACGGAACUGAACACAGAAGAAGUUCGCAUCGACUACAAACCAAACGUUGGCCAGCCCAGAGCGAAUUUCACGAUAGGCGUCAAUGAAGCGAUCACAGGUUACACCAUACAGAAUGUACUGCCGGGCUCCGAGUACACUUUCUCCUUCUUCGAUGGGACGAUCUUGAUAUAUAACGAAACUCAGGAUUCGGAACCUGAGGUUCCUUUCAAUCUCAGCGUCGUGCAAACGGAGUCGGAUAAGGCAGCAACAAUCUACUACGAUCCGCCGGCAAAUGGAGGUCACACAGGAUUUAGGCUCACGACUGCACCGGAGUGCAGCACAGACGAAGGCGGGGUCCGGACCCAGCAUCUUCCAGCAGUCACCGCAGCUUCUCCGGAAAGUCCCGGGAAGAGUGAAAGGAUGACCACAGUUCGGGAUCUCACUCCGGGCUGUACUUAUGAAGCUCAGCUAUACUCAGUAUUCAAGGAGAAGGAGAGUUCCCAGUUUCUGUCGUUCAAUUUCACCACGAAGCCCAACGCUCCUGGCCGUUUCAUCGUGUGGUUCCGAAACGAGACGACGCUCCUUGUCCUCUGGCAACCUCCCUAUCCGAGCGGGGUGUUUGACAAGUACAAGGUUUCCAUCUACCCGCAGGACUCUCCGCAAAGUGUUCUGUUUGUAGAGAAAGACAACGAUCCACCAGGUCCAGCUCAAGCCGCUUUUUACGGCCUAGUGCCUGGAAGAGCUUACAACAUUUCUGUACAGACGUUGUCGCGUGACGUGGUCUCACAACCAACAGAUGCUCAGUACAGAACAGUGCCUUUGCCGCCGACGAAUGUUACCUUCGACCUGAAUAAGGUGACGACGCGAUCGUUCGACGUCAGCUGGUCGCCCCCGAAAUCCUUCUCGGAGUUCGAUCGCUAUCAAGUGGCCCUGAGCGCGAGACACUCAUUGAGGCAAGUUGUGGGCAAGGAUGAGGAGCGUCGGGCAAGAUUCGACGAGGACAUCAAAGCUGGAGAGAGCUACGAAGUUCUUGUCAAGACGGUAUCGGGGAACGUCGUCUCUUGGUCGGUCACCGGGAACAUCACAACUCGUCCGCUGCCCGUCGCCGCUAUCAAUGCGACAGCGAAAGAAUCCGGCGAGAUCUACCUAGAAUGGAGUCCGGCACGCAACUCGACCCAGGACAGUUUCAAAGUCCGGUAUAACGAACUGGAAAAUUAUCAGAGCGACAAUGUUCAGACCGUAACGAAUACGUCAUUCCUGCUGCACGAUCUGUUCCGCGGUCGGAACUAUUCAUUAUCGGUGACUGCCGUCAGUAAAGGCAUGGAGAGCGAGCCGUUCACCGUCUACCAGGCUACACGUCCUUCGCCACCUGUUAUCGAGUCACUGGAACCACUCAGCGGUCCGGGAGGAUUCCUGAACAUAUCCUGGAAAUCCGACGUCACGAGCCGUCAGGAUUCCUUCGUGGUUGUGUACACUCGAAACGAUACACAGGAACAACGCCAGGAAACAACUAAACAGAAUUGGCUGGUCCUGAAGAAUCUGUAUCCUGGUGCCGGUUACAACAUCAAAGUUUCGGCCAUUUCUCACGGCCUCUGGUCCGAACCGCAUUCGUACUUCCACACUGUUGUGCCGCGUCCUCCGAACAACCUGCUCGUCACGAAGGCGUCGAACACCUCGAUGAUAUUGACCUGGAUCUCGCCGGUCAACUCGAUCGUCGACCAUUACAACGUAUUGAUUCGAGCUUCGUCCUCGGACACUUGGAAAGAUCUCGGAUUUGUGAACACGACAACGUUCGAGAUGAACGACUUGAUCGCCGGGGAGAAAUAUUCCGUGAAAGUGAAUGCUGUCAGCAACAAGGCCGAGAGCCAGAACUCUCCGGUCAUCGAGCAGACUAUGUAUCCGAACGCCAUCACGGACGUCAAGCACUCUGUGGACAGUAAAAAUGUUACGUUCAGUUGGCAGAGGCCGUCGGGACGCAUUGAUUACUACAUUGUUGUGUUCAAUCCAGUGAGAGAUCCUCUCGCACACAACUCUCACCAGUUCCCCGCCAACCAGACACUGGCGGGAGAACCGGUGUCAGUGACCAUUGAGAACCUGAAGCCCGGCGAGCUCUACAGCUUCCGCCUGUACUCCGUGAGUCAUUCGCUGCGGAGCGAGGGCGUGGGCGUCGAGACUCGGACGAUGCCCGUAAUCGAUUCCGUGAUAAACAUCGUUAUCGAUGAACACGCUACGAAAACCUUAGGCAUCAAAUAUACCCCAACGCCUAUCCGGAGUGUCGUUUUCGACCGCUACCGGUUCCAACUGCUUAGUUCGACCGGCGAUUUCCCCGUUCCGCCUGCACAGGAGAAACUAUCGAACGAUACGAACCGUCUGGUAGUUUUUGACAACCUGAUACCGGGUCAUCUGUACAACAUUUCGAUUUGGACGGUAUCCGGAGGAGUUUCCAGCAUCCCAAUUUACAGACACACCCGUUUAUAUCCUGAUCCCGUGAGGUCAAUCCGAGCUCUGACGGUUACCGACACGGAAAUCUCGUUGACUUGGGAACAUUCCGGAGAUGCCAUACCUGGGUCAGGAGACCGUGACGGUUACGAGGUCCAAUACCUCGACCAUCAGGGAUAUCUGGUGCACAACUUCACACUGAUCGAAUCGAUGACUUACGUUAACCUCAAACCCCACCAUAAUUACACGUUCGUAGUGGUGGUCGUCUCGGGCUAUGAGACUUCCACGGUCCGGAGGAGUUUGCCCAUGUCGCAAACAUUCCAGACUCUGGAGAGCGUUCCCGGGAAAGUUCACUAUUUCCGCCCGAUCGAUUUGCGACCGUCGCAGAUCACACUGGAGUGGUCGCUGCCAUCAUCGGAGCAGAACGGUGUCCUGACGGGAUACAAGAUCUCCUACUACCUCAAAGGAAGUGCCAAUAGCGAGCACAAGUACAAUAUUUUCGCACCGAACAUCACCAACGGUACGAUAGGCAAUCUGGUCCCCGGAAAAACCUACGUAUUCGAAAUCCAAGCCCAUACGAAGAUCGGGCCGGGCGGAAAAGCUCACUCUGAAGAAAUCAUGCCCAUCUGGGCUCCUCCGAAGCCGUCGGACAGCGUUUACCCAACGCUUGUCUCGCAUACAUCAACUUCGAUCAGAGUGCUGUUCCGGAAGAACUAUUUCCAGAACACGAACGGCCCGAUCUUGACCUACACGUUGAUCGUAGCCGAAGACGACAGUCUCACACCUUCACAAAACCCCAUGCCGUCGUGGAACGAUGUACAGGGCUUCACCUACUGGCCCCCCUAUCAAGUGAUGGAACCGUACUAUCCGUUCAACGGAACCAUCACCACCGAAGAUUUCAUCAUCGGCACCGAGGACUGCACUGACAAGACUAGACAACGGACGAGCGUUUAUUGCAACGGCCCACUGAAGCCCGGUAGUCAAUAUCGGAUCAAACUGCGCGCCUUCACAGGACCUGACAAGUACACCGAUACAACGUGGUCGUACGCCAUACAAACCGAUCCGGACAACUCAUCGCUGAUCGCCGGAAUCUUCAUUCCUCUGACAGUGCUCGUAUGCAUCACGCUGAUCCUUCUCGUUCUUAGGAAGAGGAAAAUGGGUCCCUUCAACCCUAAACCACCAUUGAAAGAUGAUCCCGCCACUCAUAGCGUCUUUUACAGACACGACCACGGCAUGAGCCUCCCCGAGAAUCCGGUUGAAAUAACGCGACCGGUGAAAUUGUCUCUGUUCGCCGAGCACUACCGACUGUUGAGUGCCGAUUCAGACUUCAGAUUCUCCGAGGAAUUUGAAAUGUUGAAACAUGUCGGUCGAGAUAGACCCUGCUCGGCGGCCGACCUGCCCGUGAACAGACCGAAGAAUCGCUUCACGAACAUCCUACCGUACGAUCACUCGCGAGUGAAACUGCUACCCACCGAUGACGAGGAGGGGUCUGAUUACAUCAAUGCAAACUACAUCCCGGGUUACAACUCGCCGAGAGAGUUCAUCGUGACGCAGGGUCCGCUACAUUCUACUCGGGAUGACUUCUGGAGAAUGGUCUGGGAGCAAAACUGCCGUGCCAUUGUCAUGUUGACGCGAUGUGUGGAGAAGGGGCGGGAGAAAUGCGACCAUUAUUGGCCUUUCGACAUGCAGCCUGUCUACUAUGGAGAUAUUCAGGUGACCAUCCUCACGGAGUCGCAGUACCCUGAUUGGACGAUCUCCGAGUUUAAAGUUUCUCGAGGGGAUCAGUCCAGGAUCGUGAGGCACUUCCACUUCACCACGUGGCCCGACUUCGGAGUCCCUGACCCGCCGCAAACACUUGUCAGAUUUGUCAGAACGUUCAGAGAAAGGGUAAUCCCGGACAACAAACCCAUCGUGGUCCACUGCUCGGCCGGCGUUGGACGUUCGGGUACCUUCAUCGCGUUGGACCGAAUCUUACAGUCGACGCGAAAACUGGACUUCGUUGACAUCUUCGGCAUCGUGUACGAGAUGCGGAAGGAUCGCGUCUGGAUGGUUCAGAACGAGCAGCAAUACAUUUGCAUAUAUCAGUGCCUAAUGUGCGUGCUAGAAGGCACGGAAGAAUUGCGCCUGCUUCAUGAGAGAGAAAUCCACGACAACAGCGCUUUCGAAGUCGCAAAACUGAAGGACGAUUCCGAUUCGGAUGAAACCAAAUCAACGGUGUUAAUCGUGGAUCCCGGGUGGGUGGAAUGGAUGCAGACUCUUAUCGUAGUCGAGUCCUUGCCCCAACGUCUCGAAGCUAUCCUCUACCCUCCCUGGAAACCCCAAAUACGUCCCGAAUUCCCAUCGAUCAGACCUGAGCGAACAUUUUGAUUUGUGUCAUCGGUUCCCUCCUCCCGAGUCCCGAAUCCGCCAAGCGAAAAGUUUCGCUACCCAUCCCGCGCUUGAUAAUCUCCCAGGAGAGAGGACGCGGAGAAUCCCACAGAGCAUGAUUGCACUACAGAUUCAUUCAUCAGCCUCUGUUCGAUUUUUCUCCUUCACUAUUCGCUCAGCUCACCGGAGAACUUUGCGAAUGAGUUUGCUAGUCUUAAUGAACACCU